AUGGGUAACACUAGCAAAAAGUUGGCAGCGAAAUGUGCGUUACUCACUAAGGAGGAACAGAAGUAUGUAGCGGCAACAUUCAGGGCGGCCAGCAAGAACUCGGAGAGGAUAAGGGAAGAGGACCUCAUCGUGAGUGGCAAAGUAGAUGCAGUGUCCUUAGAAAAGUUUUGGGGUCCACAAAUUGAUCCGAGGCUGGCCCAAUACCUCACAAAUUUUCUCUUCGGCUGCGGUCAACAGAAAACAGCUACAGUUGAUUUUAAUAGAUUUGCUGAGCUCUACGUCUACAAUGUCAGAGGCACUGUUGAAGAGAGAAUGAUGGUGACGUAUAAUUGUCUUGGUAUGGAUUACAAUGAGGACGCUGAAUUGCCCUAUCAACUAUUAAAAGAGUACUGCGAGAGCAUAGUAUCAACGUACAUGAAGAUAGUUAAGUCAUCUUCAACCAAACGAGCAUCCACGUGGUUGGAGAAAGGAUUUAGAGCGAGCGCUUCACACGUACAAAGUUUAGGCGAGGCGGUCGCAGCCACUAUAGGUGACUUGGAGACAGGACAGCAUCAUUGUACGGCAACGCAGCUGUCUAAAUGGUUACAAUCCAACAUUCUUCUGAAGCAACUCGCUGAGUUAGUGUACGUGAAUCUAUACGGCAUUAACAGACGUGGUGGUGACGAAAGCCCCACUCCCAUGCCACCAGCCGCGCCAUCUUUACUACCAGCGGUUGAAGGGUUGGAAGCAAUGCCGGACUACCCUGCGUUCAUUGACCUCUCACACGUAGUGUGGAUCAACAGUCACCUGCCGCCGCAGCAUCAGCAUAAAUGGAGGUUCCUCUUCUCAACCAAUAUACAUGGGGAGUCGUUCUCUACUAUGACCGGUCGUAUAAUAGACCAGGGUCCAUCAGUGAUCAUUAUCGAGGACUCCAGCGGGUACAUCUUCGGGGGCUUCGCCACAGCCUCGUGGGCCUUCGGUCCCAACUUCACGGGCACCGACGACUCGUUCCUCUUCACCUGCCUCCCAAAGAUGAGAGUGUACCCCGCGACCAAUUACAAUGAUCACUACCAGUACUUGAACCAUCAUACGAAGACCCUGCCCAAUGGACUUCUAAUGGGUGGCCAAUUCAACUUCGGUGGUAUCUGGAUAUCAGCGGAGCCGUUCGGUGACGGCGCGUCAGCUGAGUCGUGCAGCACCUACCGCGGGUACAGGAGACUCAGCAAGGAACCCACCUUCAGACUUAGAUCACUAGAAGUCUGGGCUGUUGGGGAUAAACCUGUGCUUGAUAAGGAUGGGGAUGAACGUGACGUAAGUAUCUUGGACACGAACCCUGAAGCGAAGGCCAUACUGGAUAUGGCUGGACGGACGAGACACAGUGAAGGAUUGAGAGAACAACCGCCCUUAUAA
Molecule: messenger RNA, 1389 nt
Organism: Danaus chrysippus (African queen)
Lineage: Eukaryota; Metazoa; Arthropoda; Insecta; Lepidoptera; Nymphalidae
Source: the annotation of a GenBank genome assembly